Messenger RNA from Pieris rapae (cabbage white), 2703 nucleotides. RefSeq names its product pyrokinin-1 receptor-like (gene Dhr-1). Lineage: Eukaryota; Metazoa; Arthropoda; Insecta; Lepidoptera; Pieridae. The record is from RefSeq and is a predicted model, not a curated record. Gene Ontology annotation, molecular function: neuromedin U receptor activity. The transcript is spliced from 5 exons. Gene Ontology annotation, cellular component: plasma membrane. Bases 170 to 1483 code for a protein of 437 amino acids. Gene Ontology annotation, biological process: neuropeptide signaling pathway.
GGAUUCCAGUUGAGUUGCACGUAGUGCGCGCGAAUGUAACUUUUCCAAGUGUUACGUAAAAUUUUAUUUGGAUUUUCGUGUUAAAGGAUGGAUUAAUAUUUUUUCAUUAUUUACAUCAAAUAUUUACGAUGGCAAUAGUAAUUGGAGCAAAAGAUAAAUAGACAAUACAAUGAGUUUUAUCAAUAAUGAAACGAACGUUACUCUUAAUAUAUCGGAAACUGUAGACCCCACGCACAUUUUUGGACCGCAACGAGAUUCCUUAUUCAUAGUUAUUCCGAUAACAAUAAUAUACGCUGUUACUUUCGUCACAGGGUUGUUUGGAAAUAUUUGUACAUGUAUAGUCAUAACGCGUAACAAAAAUAUGCACACAGCAACAAAUUAUUACUUAUUUAGUUUAGCAAUAUCAGAUUUACUUUAUUUAGUUAGUGGCAUGCCCCAAGAAAUGUAUUCAAUAUGGUACAAAUGGCCCUACGUGUUUGGGCAAACCUUCUGUCUGCUUAGAGGAUUAGCUGCGGAAACAUCAACAAAUGCUAGUAUUUUAACAAUAACUCUCUUCACAAUCGAAAGAUAUUUAGCGAUAUGCCACCCAUUCGUUUCACACAAAAUGUCGAAACUUUCACGAGCAAUAAAGCAUGUUAUCUUGUUGUGGAUCAUAUCGCUUGCACUGGCGUUGCCCCAGGCGCUUCAAUUUGGCAUUAAAAAUCAUAAAGGCGUUACUAUGUGCCUACAAACAAGGGUGAUUAUUAAACACUCCUUCGAAUUGUCUACGAUAUUUUUAUUUAUUGCACCAAUGCUUGUUAUAACAGUCCUUUACUCGCUAAUUGGACUUAGAUUGAAUAAAUCUAAUUUUUCAAAAGAAGUACCGGAGGAAAUACAUAAAAGCAAACGAGUGAUUCAGAAAAUCCACAGGAAAAAUAGUACACAGUCGACUAGGCGAGUUGUAAAGAUGUUGGUUGCCGUAGUAAUAGGUUUCUUUAUCUGCUGGGCGCCGUUCCAUGCACAAAGGCUCGUCGCAAUCUAUGGAACGGCUGACAAUCACUUGGCAAAAUCGUCUCUGCUGUUGUCAGCGUAUCACUUCUUAACAUACACUUCUGGAGUCUUUUACUACGUGUCCACCUGCAUUAAUCCCAUAUUUUACCACAUAAUGAGCAAUAAAUUCAGAGAAGCGUUUAAGAUUACAAUGGCCCAGUGUUGUUGUCGGGAAACAACGAGAUCUGCUGCGAAGCGUUGUUCAUAUACAGCUGUACCAUUCUCACGACAACCAACAUCAAACGGAUCGAUGAACUCUGGUUCCUUCAAACAGCAGCUGAGUAUAAAAGGACUGCAACCAGAAUAUACCUGUACCAAAGAAAACAUUCCAACCUCCCGUGUUUUUAAAGUUUGUGAGAAAUGUAAACGUACAUUUUCUGUUCCCUCUCUACUGGAGCUUAAAAGUUGUAGUCAUAAAGCCCAUAUUGAUACACAAAUCGCUAAUAGUGCUUAAUAAAUAUAAAAUAAUAUAGGACUUCAUUGAAAUAAUUUGUGAACUCGAGAUUAAUUAUUUAGAAUUGCAGAUUUUGUCUGUGAUUGUAAUGCAUAGAAAAUGGAACAAACGGAGGAAUCUUAAAGAACCAACUACAUAUUUAGAGACUAGUUUAAAAAAACUUAUUUUUUAGUUAUGUACUACGAUAGUUGAUUUGAAUAAUAUUAAAUUUAUUUUCUUUCUUUUUGCGCCUUCACCAUUAUGUUACGGCAUAUUAUGAUCUGGCAUAAAAAAUUGAAUUAACUUACAAAAAAAUAAAUUUAGAAAGGUUCGGUACUGAUUUUAUAAUUCGUGCAAUAUUACUUUUAAAGCUUUAAUUAUUCAUAUUCAUUGCAUUAUUCUGUAGAUCUUCUUCCAUAAAAAAAACGCUAACGCCUAUAAUAAUUUUAUUUUUAUAUUCUAUUUACUUAUUUAUUACACUUAAAAUAUGCUUUUUAUAAAUUACCAUUUUGAAUAUAUAGAUUCCAAUAAGUAAUCAGUUCGAUUUAUAGUGAAGAUAUAAAGAUAUUCUUCUUUUGCAGUAUACUUCAUAUGUUUUAUAGUAUAAUUUCUUUAAUUAUUAAAAAACUCCAUGUUUUUAUAUUGAAUUUUGCACACAAAAUAAAUGUCAAAGAAACUCAACGAUACGCAAUAGAUAAAAAGUUUAACUACGACUUGUAUCACAUCUUUAUUAUAGCGAAUUAUUAGAACUGUUUUGAUUUAUUUGGAUAUUUUACAUUUGAAGUUUUAUAUCGUCGUUGUUCCAUUUACGGGUCCACUGAUAGUUUGAUUAAACCAAAUAUAUUAUUGUAAAGUAUUUUUAUUUUAAAUAACAUAAUUAUUAUUAUAAAUUAUCUUAAAUAAGUGUAUUGGGAAAUCUGGAAAAUUAAUGACUGUCAUUAAAAUAAUUUUAAAUUAAUAUAGUUAUAAUGUAAUGAAGGAUUGUAAACGUCUUUAUCUCUGAUUUGAAUUAGAUCAUAAAAUAAAUGGUUACAAUUCAAAUUGUCACAGGUUGUUAGAAAUAAAACAAUUUAAACUUAUAAUUACUAUCACCAUGCUUUGAGCACGUAAGAUUGAACUUUAUGGAAAUCAAUCGUAAAAAGAAACUAUAUUAUGUAAACGAUUUAUUUCAUGUAGCGUUACUAAGACUACGCUUAUGUAAUUGUGCAUAGAAUAUAAAUAUUUUAUACAAUCUGACCGUA